ACCGACAGAGAGAGAAAAGAGUGAGUGGAAAGAGAGCGAUUGAGUGUGUGUGUGUGUGAAAGAGAGAGAGCUUAAGCAUGAGAGGAGAGGAGUGAGGAUGGAUCAAACGCGCACUAUCCUCGCAUGACAAUGAUGACGACCACUUUAUACUCCAAGACGUAGUAUUUUCACUUCACGUUUCAGGAUCACGGUACACAACAACCGCAAACUUGAUGAAAUGCAGUGACUUAACGAGAAAGUAACGGUUCUCUUCACCAAAACUAUAACAAACUCUUCAAAUACAACGUAUAUUACAACAAAUAUAUAUAUAUAUGUAUAGUGUUACCUUCAUUGUUUCACAACUCAUUUAUCGUGCUUCAUAACCCCCCGCGUAACUUUUUUUGGAUGGUUUUGGGACAGAUGACAGAGAGAUGACGGACUUAUUUUGAAAAACUGCUUAAUAUAUCUUUGAAUCCCAAAAUGGAAUCGUCGCUUAUGUACCUGUUUUUAUCGUUGACGUUACCUGGAGUCAUUUGGCGUGCGUCUUCGAAUCCCUCGCUGAACAAUCUCCAACCCGCUCUGAGCCAAUCCAGUCCAAAUGGGGGGAGAGUAGCGAGCAGGCACAGGAACUGGUGUGCUUACGUGGUGACACGCACCAUCAGCUGUGUAAUGGAGGACGGGGUGGAGACGUACGUGAAGCCGGACUACCAGAGAUGUGCCUGGGGACAGUGUACCAGAGUGAUGGCGUAUCGUACGUACCGGAGGCCCAGGUACAAGGUGGCCUAUAAAAUGGUGACAGAGAUGGAGUGGAAGUGUUGUCAUGGUUACUCCGGGGACGACUGCUAUGAUGGUCCAACAGGGACCGGGGACAGCCAGGUCACAGCGGGACGACCUCACGUCACACAGACCGGAUACAACAAUGGAAAUGGGCAGAAGGGAGGAGAGGUUGACAAUGACAGGAUGAGACAAAUGGAGGAGACUAUUCAGAGGUUGACCAAGGACCUCCGUGACAUACAGUCCACCAUGACGGGCAUGAACCUGAGGCUCCAAGACGGAACUAGGAGGCCAGGCCUGAACGGAGACAGGACCCCUGCAGACGCAGCCAAGCCCAUGAAAGAGACCAUCCACUACAUUCAGACCAAACUGGACCAACUGGACAAUCGCACGCAGGUCCACGACCAGACCCUGCUGUCCAUCAACAACCAUUUGGUCAAUGGUGACAGAGGUUCCCGCGGCAAUGAGCUAGACGGGGCUGUCACAGACAAGAUGGACGCCAUGAAGGAGGAGAUCCUCCGCGAGCUGGAGAGGAGGGUCAGUCUGUCGUGCUCCUCCUGCCAGAGCGGGGUGGAGGACAUGAGGAAGCAGCAGAAGAGUGACCAGGAGAGGAUCAGUGCUCUGGAGAAGUUGCUGAGUUCCAUGGAGCAACACUAUCGCCACAACAUGGAGGUCACCAGGAGGGAGAUGGAACGUACACAGGGCUGCUGCAACACCGUCACAGAGAUGGACAGGAGGCUGACCACCACGGAGGGCAAGUUUAACGCCACAGCACAGGGCUAUGAUGUCAUCAAAGAGCGCCUGGACAAGGAGCUGGGUGGUGGGUCGGGUGAAGGCGGAGGAGGAGGUGAGAAAGGAGGGAGGGCGAAGGUGACGGAGGAGAAGUUGAACAGUAGACUGAGGGAGGUGGAGAGGAGGCUGACCACCACGGAGGGGAAGUUUAACGCCACAGCACAGGGUUAUGAUGUCAUCAAAGAGCGCCUGGACAAGGAGCUGGGUGGUGGGUCGGGUGAAGGCGGAGGAGGUGAGAAAGGAGGGAGGACGAAGGUGACGGAGGAGAAGUUGAACAGUAGACUGAGGGAGGUGGAGAGGAGGCUGAACAACACGGUGAGGAAGACAGAGCAGAAGUUCACCAACACAGGAAACAACAUGAAGGACAACCUGCAGAGAGAGGUCACCACCAUCCGUAACAUAGUCCUCAGCCACAUGGAUGACCACGGCUACAGGAUAGGCAAGGUGGAGCUGGACCUCACAGUCCUGGCGGACACGGUUACUGACCACAGCCGACGACUGGGUCAACUAGAGAACACAACAAACUUUAUCGACACCAAACUGUCGAGGACAGUGGACAUGUGCUCCGAGACCUGCGGCCCCAACGGGAAGGGCGGUAAGACAGAAGACAUGGUCAAGACCCUGGAGUGGACAGUAGUGGCCAACAAGGAGGACAUCCAGAAGUUUGAUACCAGACUCAAGGACCUAUCGCUGACUGGCGACUCUAUAAUAGACAGAGUGGUGGAGCUCAGCAACGACGUUAAGAAGAUCAAAGGAUUGACGGGGGAGGACAGCGAACGCUUCAAUCAGAUAGUCACGGAGGUGGAGACGCUGGGGCGGAGCGUGGACGACUGCUCCAUCUGUAGCACAGUAGAACGAGACCUGCAGUCGUUCACCAACAGCACCAACAGCGCCAUCGGGAGGUGCCAAGCGGAACUGACCAACCUGCGCAACAGGUUUGACUCUGAAGACUCUUCUUGUUCCCAGCUGUGCUCCAACCUGCAGGAGGAAGUGGGGAGGCUGAAGGAGGAAGUGGAGGAGUGCACAGGGAACUGUAAGACCGGCCUGACGGACCUAAAGAAAAACCUGGACGGACAUACGACCCUCCACGGACGGUUGGGGGCGGACCUGAAAUCCAUCCAGGGGGAACUAUCCAAGUUCACCAUCAGGUUUACUACCCUGAAUGACUCUGUGAAGGGGCUCGGUCAUACAGUCCAGAGGCAUGGCAACACCAUCACAGACCUGGACUCUACCAAGGAUAACAUCAUGUCUGAGUUGGACCACGUGCAGACAGAGCUGGACGAGCACGUCAAGGACACCAGGGGGCGCUUCACUGACCUGGGUCGUGAGAUAAAGACCAUCACCACUAAAUACGUGACGGAGAUUGGGGAGUGUUGGCGCUCCGGGGACGGGCUGGACAAGAGGCUUUCCAAGAUGGAGGACGUCUGUGGCCGGCUGGAUGGUGUCUCCAACAGCCUGGCCAAGAUCAAGGAGGGGCUGAACAGACAGGUGUCAGGGCUGUGGAACUGUGUCAACACGCUCAACUCUACGGUCAUCUUCCACGACGAGUCCAUCGACAACAUCCAGCACGUCCAGCUUCCAGACGUUCAUUCUGACAUCAACAGGCUCAACACCUCUGUCCUCAACGUCCUCGAGGACUUCCACAGCUUUAAACAACAGGACUUUGUUGGUUCCCCUGGUCUGCCCGGUCCGAGAGGAGAGAGGGGCUACUCUGGACUCCCAGGGCCAAAGGGACCCCAAGGAAGAGAAGGGCCCCAAGGCAAACCUGGCAUAGAGGGGACCCUGGGACCUCCAGGUCUGAGAGGUGAAGAAGGUCCAGCUGGAUCAGAUGCCCACGUUCCUCGUCUGUCCUUCUCAGCAGCUCUGACCCGCCCUCAGGCCAGGGCUGGAACCAUAGUCUUCAACAAGAUCUUUGUCAACGAGAAGGAUGUCUAUAACCCAGACACAGGUUACUUCACAGCCCCAGUGAUUGGUAGAUACUUCUUCAGCGCUACCCUGACAGGCCAUAAGAAUGUGAAGCUUGAGGCUGUCCUAUCUAAGUCUAACUACGGAGUGGCGCGUGGGGACUCUGCAGGCUAUCAACCAGAGGGACUGGAGAAACCCAUGGCAGAGGCCAGACACACGCCCGGAGCCCUGGCUGUCUUCAACAUCAUCCUCCCUAUGAAGGCGGGAGAUACCGUCUGCAUCGACCUGGUCACCGGGAAACUAGCCCACUCCUCAGAACCCCUCACCAUCUUCAGCGGGAUGCUGCUGUAUGAGACCGUCUGAUUGGGCUAGACUGUCAGUGUGAGGCCUUCUGAUUGGCUGAUCUGAAGGAGAGGGAUGAGUCUAAUUGGUGCUUACAGAGACAAGCAGCAUUGUCUUGAGAUCAACAAUUGAAUCAAACCAGCAAGAGAAAUACCUUCAUGAAUGAUAUAGAAGAAAGAAAUCCAUCCAUUUGAUGAUUUUUUUUUUGGUGUUUCACAGCGUGGAGUAAACAGGAAUCCCACUGGGCACAGAUGUCCAUUCAAAGUCUAUUCCACGUUGGUUCAAUGUAAUUACAUUGAAAUGACGUGGAAACAACCGCUGUGUUCCCAGUGGGAUUAUACAUCCAUUUCUUUGGCAUUCAUUUCCUUUUUUUGAAAGAGAUGCCACUGCAGGGUUUUAUAUGUUAUAAUAUUUUAAUAGUUUGUUCAACACUAUCAACUUUAAUGUUUCACUUAUUUUCAUAAGCUGGCCUUGAGGUCUCACAUAUUCUUUAACGUCAAAGCAAACUAUAGUAUAUUUUUGAAAGGUUCACAAAAUAAUGCAAAGUAUUUUUGUUCCAUGUAGACUGAUACGCCCACAAAUAUGACUGGGAUGGUUUAUGUUCUAGAAUCUGUUUAUUGCACACAUUCUAUGUCAAAGUGGUUCUGAAGUAUUUUGUAUACUCAGUCUAAAUUACUCACACUAUCUAUUUCACGGGUGCAAACAGAUUGAAGAGAAAUGCAACAAUAAGCACAUUUUACUCAAGUAACAAAGCAAUUUCAGGGUUGGGGAGCAGACCAGCAACAAACAAAGUUACGCUGGUGUUCAUUCUGACUUUUGUUCUAGAACUCAGAAAGAAAAAUAACAUUUUGAGGAAAAUUCCAUUAAUUUGUUCUAGAACUCAAACAGAAAAAGAACAUUUGAGGAACAUUCCAUUAAUAUAUCCAAGGACUCAAGAGAAAGAUUUCUUCUCAGAAUCUCUAAUGUAGCCAUAAGGGUCAUGUAAACUUGGUGAAGGUCGAGGGUUCAACUGUAAAACGUGUGUCCUCUCUGUUUCUCUGUCAACCAUAUUCAGAGCCACAGAUAACACUGAUGAGGAGGGUACACAUCCCUCUAUCCCUCCAUGAAUUUAAACCUCAGCCAAGAAACCAUGUGCCUGGUCAAAAGUAGUGUACUAAGUAGGGAAUAGGGUGCUAUUUGGGACGAAUGCCAUGUUUCCUGUGUCCUUCCUCACUAGGCCAAUUAACAUGCUAUUAACUAUUAACAUAGUGGUCCUUCUGUAGCUCAGUUGGUAGAGCAUGGCGCUUGUAACGCCAGGGUAGUGGGUUCGAUCCCCGGGACCACCCAUACGUAGAAUGUAUGCACACAUGACUGUAAGUCGCUUUGGAUAAAAGCGUCUGCUAAAUGGCAUAUAUUAUUAUAUAUAUAUUACAUGCCUUUCCUUUCUAAAAGUAUUGGAAAUCAGUCCGAUACAGUACAGUACAGGAAGACCCUCUAGUGGAAUGUUCAUAUGUGAACACUAUCAAGGAACAUUAUCAUCAGAAAUGACAUUUACGGCCAUGUCCCCAAUGAUAUCCCAUUUUAACUAUAUAGUACACUACUUUGGACCAAGUGCACACAAAAAAAUAAAAAUAAUAAUAAUAUAUAUAUUAUUGUUUAUUUUAUUAUUAUUGUAUUCUUUUGUGCACUAGGUCCAAAGUAGUGUACUAUAGUUAGAAUAGGAUACUAUAAAUAAAAUGGGUGCCUUUUCAGAUGCGUAUUGUAUUUUAUCGUGCCAUAUGUUGCUAGAAUUUCCCAAAGCCUUGAACCAGCCCGCUUGGAAAUGCAAUUUACUUUGUAAUAUGUGUUUCUUGUUGUUGUAUGCGUUGAUGUACAACCUCAAUAGUUUGUAAAUAUUUGUAUGUAUAUUUUUUGGUCAUAUAUUAGUAAUUUGUUGUGACUGUAUGUUUUAGAUUUUUUUUAUUUUAUUAGGUUUGUGUUUUUGUUUUGUUUGCCACAUGUGACUCCAAUACAGAUCACUUUUCCACA
This is a messenger RNA of Oncorhynchus gorbuscha (pink salmon), 5799 nucleotides long. It is a transcript of the gene emilin1a, whose product is annotated as elastin microfibril interfacer 1a. The record is from RefSeq and is a predicted model, not a curated record. Bases 460 to 3813 code for a protein of 1117 amino acids. Gene Ontology annotation, molecular function: protein binding. The transcript has 17 exons. Lineage: Eukaryota; Metazoa; Chordata; Actinopteri; Salmoniformes; Salmonidae.